AUAUAAAAUACAAAUAAUUCAUAAUUCGUAGGUAUUCUAGUACAUGACAAAAUAUAUUUUAAAAUAAUUUUUAUAUUAUCUAAAAUAAUGUGUUAGUUUGUACUACAUUGAAAAAUAAUAUAUUAUAUUAAAUUCAUAUUUUGACAUGGGUGACAUUAAAGAAGAAGACUGGAAUUUACCGGAAUGCAAAUAUGAAUAUUUGGACCAUACAGCAGAUAUUCAAAUACAUGCAUGGGGAAAUACUUUAUCUGAAGCAUUUGAACAAUGUGCCAAUGCUAUGUUUCAUUACAUGACAGAGGUGGAUUACAUUGAAAUGAAAGAGUCAUAUGACAUAGAAGUUGAGGGUCACGACAUGAUGACUCUUUUGUAUAAUUUUCUUGAUGAAUUGUUGUUCAUUUUUAGUGCUGAACCUAAUUAUAUUGCUAGAAAAGUACAAAUAGAAGAAUUUGACACAACAACAUUUAAAAUUAAAGCUAAAGGCUUCGGAGAAGAGUUUCAACUUGGAAAACAUCCUCAAGGUACAGAAAUUAAAGCUAUAACAUUUUCAAAUAUGCAGAUACACGAAAAUGAAGGAAAAUGUGAAGUGUUUGUAAUUUUGGAUAUUUAAUAAAUACUUAGAUUUUUGUUUAUUAUUAUGUUGUUAUAAUUAAUAUAACUUAUAAGAUCAUUGUAAAUAAAAAAGCUAAUGUUUUUUAAAUAUAUUAAUUUAUAUUAUGUA
Messenger RNA from Rhopalosiphum padi (bird cherry-oat aphid), 718 nucleotides. It is a transcript of the gene Archease, whose product is annotated as protein archease-like. Gene Ontology annotation, cellular component: tRNA-splicing ligase complex. Bases 146 to 607 code for a protein of 153 amino acids. Gene Ontology annotation, biological process: tRNA splicing, via endonucleolytic cleavage and ligation. The record is from RefSeq and is a predicted model, not a curated record. Lineage: Eukaryota; Metazoa; Arthropoda; Insecta; Hemiptera; Aphididae. The transcript has 4 exons.